AUGGAUGAUUCCCAAAGUUCAGAUGUUUUCUCAGAUAGAGGUUUCAGCAUGUACGAUGCAUCUACUAUCGAUAUAGAAUCAUACGAAAUGCUUCUAAACAAAAUAAAGAAUUCGUUUAACUUUAAUGACAACAGUAAUAAUACAAGAAUGAUUGAUAAAUUUAGUGUUCUUUUAGACGAUUGUCGAAAUUGUGCAGACCAGAGCUUUGAUAUAAUUAUAUCAUUAUCAGAAGAUUCUCAAGUUGAUAAAGCAUGUAUUUACUUAGAAAAUGUGGUGCACAUCCUACAAAUCCUGUCUAAUUUCAUCAAAAGUAUAAUUGAAGUUGUUCCUGUUACAUGUUGUACCGUCAACACUUUUCCAACCUAUACAGGGAAUAUUAUAUCAUUGGUUUUCUCUCAUUGUAAGGAUAGUGAAUGUAUCUAUGGAAAUAAUUUAACUUUAGUUGAGAAGCAACUAAAGGAGUUAUUUCGCAGUUGCCAUGAACUGCAAUUGACUUACUUAAUGACUUUACAGAAACACUUUUUGUUUGAUUUAACUGUAAAAAAUGAUCAAGAUGUACUUUUAGAAACUUUAGAUAUCAAUUUGAAAAUAGGUGAAAUAGUACAAGCAUUAGAUGUCAAAACUAUGGCUGAACAGUGGAAAGCUUACACUAUGAUUUGUGAAAAAUAUUCAACUUUUCUAUUAGAUAGAAAUAUUUAUAAUGAUUGUACAAAACUUUUAUCUAGCGCCAUAGACAAUAAUAUAAAUACUGCAUUACAGGCUAUUGAAGAAGAUAAAAUUGUUGUAAGAUCUUUAAAAGUGGCCAGCUUUUCUUUGAAAAUAUUGCUGAGAAUAUCCACUAUAUUUCAAGAAGCUACAAGCAAUGAUUACGAAAGCAUUAUUCAGCUUCUUAUUUAUAUAAAAUUGUGCAACAGUAACUACUAUGACUUAAUAGAAAAUAAAUCUCCAAAAUUUUGCAACACAGUGUAUGGACAUUUGUCAAUACCAUCUCAGGCGUUGGUCACGCAACUCGUAAGUGAAGAGAAAUUCAUAACGAAUGUGUUAUUAUUGAAUAUAAAUGACUUCAAAGAUUUCAAGUUCUUGGGAUAUAUUGUUCUUUUAAUAUCAGUGGUGAAGGCAUUCUUGCAAAAACAGAAGAAAAGAGUUAGUGAUGUCAAGAAUAAGAUUAUUGAAAGAGUUUUUUAUGUUGUACAAAAAUGUCACAUUUGGUUUAACAUAGGAUUGAAAUUCAGAUCUACAGCAAAUAAUACUGUUUUGUAUGGCUUGUAUGAACAUUUAAUGAUUCAUACUACAGCUUUCGUGUUAACUUUCACUGCCGAAGAAUACACAAUAAUAGAGAAAACUCUACUUGAAUCUAUCUUGGCCCAUGAUUAUUAUAAAGCAGUAUUUUCUGCUAAUAUAUGGGUGUUACUGUGCAGAAUGGGAAAUCAUCAGUUACAUAUAAAUACAUUACAUAGUUUAUUAAAAAUUUAUCAGACGUUAGAAACUCAAGCGGCUUUUAACGCGUCGCCUCAACAAAUUAAUUUAAGGUAUACAAUUGGAAAGUUAUUCGAAUCUCUGAAAUAUCCAGAAAAAAUGGCGAUUUAUAAGAAAAUUAUUCUACAAGAAGAUGGAAACGUUGGGGUUUGGUGCGCUUUGAAAGUGAAGAAUUUACCUGAAAAUUUAGAAAUAGUUGUUGAGAAGUGGAUUGUUGAAAAAUUAUCAGGAUUAUUCAAUGAAGUCUGUGAAAAUGAACAUAAUAUGGAUAAAUUGGUAAAAUACAUGGAUUUGGCAUCAACUUGUACUUUUGUGGAACACAACGCAGGAAUGGAAGAUUUCUUAGUGAAAAUUUGGAGUAAAUUUUGCAUUCGUUGCAAUAGCCUCUUGCAAAAGCUCAGUUCAGCUUCUAUAUUUUACUUUAGAUGUGUAGAAAGCUUAGCUCAUUUAACUUAUGAAUACAAACAUAAAUUUAAAAAUGGCGCUGGUUUGGUUAAGGUACUUAAUGUGAUGUCUAAUAUGUUAAGAUUUGGAAAUACAGAAUUAUCUUUAAUUUUGUUUGAACCGUUUUGUGAAUUACUAUAUGUCAGUGAAUACGACAAUGAAGACCUUCUGAUAAGUAUACUGAAAAGUUUCAUACCAGAACUAGAAAUACAAAAUCAAAUAUUUGCUAUUUUAAUAACAAAUAAAGAAAUGUGUGAUUUCGUUAUACCAAUUUUAAAUAAGUAUUCAAUGUUAUUAGAAUUGAAAAAUAAUUUUCAUUUAUACAAACAAAAACAUGAAGAUAUUUUAAAGUGGAAAGAACAAUUAGAAAUAGCAUCAGAUUUUAUGUUUCAUCAUAAGUGUAUUGAAGCUGUAUCUAUUUCGAAUAAUGUAGAUAUAAAUUUGAAACCUCAAAAUAUAAAUUUUGAUGUAGAUUUGGAAAGUUUAUUUGAAGAUGACGAAGAACCUAAUAAGAAGAAAGCUAAAUUUGAUACUAAUGUUGAAGAUAUAAUAAUUGCAUUGGAAAAUAACGCAGUUCAACUCAGUCAAGUGAAAGAAAACAUACUUAGUGAUGAAUAUAAAAAUAGAUUAACAAAAGUGUAUGAACAGUUAAAAAAUAUAAUUUCU
Messenger RNA from Brenthis ino (lesser marbled fritillary), 2586 nucleotides. The record is from the annotation of a GenBank genome assembly. Lineage: Eukaryota; Metazoa; Arthropoda; Insecta; Lepidoptera; Nymphalidae.